AUGGCUCCUGCGCUUACCGACGCUCUACCAACCGCCCCUCACAACCUGGCUGCCCCGCUGGACAUUUUCCCUGAUGGCCUGAGGACGACUGGUCAACAUGCCCCUCUUUAUGAGCACAUCCGGCCAUUCGAUCGCUUCCCUCGCGAGAUCUCUGGUCCCACUGUCUGGAAGCCCGAAGAUUACCGUGAGAAUCCGGAGAAGUGGACUCACAGGUUCACGCCCGAGCAGGUUGCCGAGCUCAGCACCGCAGCUGAUGCUUUUCUUACCUCGAAGACUCCUUUGACUGGUAUCUCAAAGAGCAACUUCCGCCUCCCCAAUCUGGCAGAUUACCUCGAGACUCUGCGCCUGGAUAUCAUUAAUGGCAAGGGCUUCAUCCUAUUCAAGGGCUUUCCUGUCGAGGAAUGGGGCAAUCACAAGUCAGCUGUCGCAUACAUGGGUUUGGGUACCUACCUGGGCUACUUCGUCAGCCAGAACAGCCGUGGCCAUGUUCUCGGCCACGUCAAGGAUCUGGGCGAGGAUUCCACCCAAAUCGACAAAGUGCGCAUCUACCGUACAAAUGCUCGCCAAUUCUUCCACGCCGAUGAUUCAGACAUCGUUGGCCUGCUCUGCAUCGCCAGAGCCCUCGAGGGCGGCGAGUCUGAUAUCGUCUCUUCCCACCACGUCUAUAACACCCUCGCCGCCGAGCGUCCUGACGUGCUGAAGACACUUACUGAACCUAUUUGGUACUUUGACCGCAAGGGUGAGACCAGCAAGGGUGAGGACGAGUACAUCCGCACUAGCGUUGUGUACCUGGAGCGCGGCGAGAACGGUCGUGUCUACACUAAGUGGGACCCCUACUACGUCCGAUCCUUGACCCGCUUCUCCGACGCAGGCAUCAUUCCCCCUCUCUCUGCCGAGCAGCAAGAAGCUCUUACCGUGCUGGAGGCAACCUGCAACCGUCUCUCCCUCCACAUGAUCCUCGAGGUUGGCGACAUCCAACCACGCGCCUCCUCUACUCCUCGCCGCCACCUGAUGCGUCUGUGGCUGGCGACGCCUGAGCAUGAGGGUGGCUGGAAGUUGCCUUUCUGGGAUAGCAAUGAGAAGAAGCGUGGUGGAAUUCAGGUCGAUGACCAGCCACCCGUCGCACCUCUGGAUGCAGAGUAA
Messenger RNA from Penicillium manginii, 1143 nucleotides. RefSeq names its product TauD/TfdA family dioxygenase. The transcript is spliced from 5 exons. The coding region runs from base 1 to 1143 and encodes 380 amino acids. The record is from RefSeq and is a predicted model, not a curated record. Gene Ontology annotation, molecular function: oxidoreductase activity. NCBI's taxonomy places the organism in Eukaryota, Fungi, Ascomycota, Eurotiomycetes, Eurotiales, Aspergillaceae.